Messenger RNA from Chrysochloris asiatica (Cape golden mole), 450 nucleotides. Its product is annotated as EKC/KEOPS complex subunit LAGE3-like. The transcript is spliced from 3 exons. The record is from RefSeq and is a predicted model, not a curated record. Bases 1 to 450 code for a protein of 149 amino acids. Lineage: Eukaryota; Metazoa; Chordata; Mammalia; Afrosoricida; Chrysochloridae.
AUGCAGGCAGCAGACGACGACGGCACAGGUGCCACCGGCGGAGCGGAGCGUGGUGCCAGCGCCCACGACGGCCCAGACGGUCCUGGGGGGCCACCCGACCCCGUUGAUGCGGGCCAGGAGGCCGGCGCCAGUAACCGUGCGCCCCCGAACGACCACCGUCGGACUUCCUUGACGCGCGCCCGAAGCACCGUGUCUGUGCCCUUCCCCUUGGCCCUGGAGGCGGAGAUCGCCCGGCACUAUCUGAUGAUGAACGCCCGCCGCCUGGGCCGCGUCCAGAAGUUGUUCAGUGUGGAGGAGAACGUCUUCACCGCGCGCCUGCUCUCCGUAGACCCGGUGCAGCUGCAGGUCUCCAUCAUCGCCUGCUUGGAUCAGAUCGCCAAGGUGGUGCGUCGCAUCCUGCGCCACCUGCAACCCUUCUGCAGCAAGCCGCGCGAUGGCAAGGGGGGCUAA